Messenger RNA from Stylophora pistillata, 3292 nucleotides. RefSeq lists its product as uncharacterized. The record is from RefSeq and is a predicted model, not a curated record. NCBI's taxonomy places the organism in Eukaryota, Metazoa, Cnidaria, Anthozoa, Scleractinia, Pocilloporidae.
AUAUUUUUGAAAUUCAAAACAACCUUUCGGAAGGACCGUUCGCAUUUUCCUCUAUGUCUUCUUCAUAACCAUAAAAUUACAAGAUAAAGAAAACGAUGAAGCUGACGGCGACGAGAUAUGGUGUAAAGGCACUGUUCAUAUUACUCUGCUGUGCCGUACAGCAUGGAUUGUUGGAGGCUAAAGCCAUCAAGAAAUCAAAACACGCCGUGCACAAAAGUGGAAGCAAGAAAAACAGUGCCCCAAAGGGAGAAUUUUGUGUCAACCAUUCUUAUUGCUCUAAGUACAGCGAUCUCGAUUGCGCUUCGGAAUGGGUUCAGCUAAACUGCCCCAGAAUGUGCAGACUCUGUGAAUAUGAAGGUCCUGAAUUAAUGAAGCUUCCUGCCGUCUUGUAUUACAAGAAGGGAGACAAGAAGCACGGAAUAAGUGGGUCGAAACACAAGAGUAAACACACUACCAAACACAUAGAGAAACGAGAUGAUGGCGAUAGACGCGAUGUAGUCUUUCUUAGUCAUCCAAAUGACUAUUCACCAACCAAACAGCCCGACCCUGUCCCGACAACCAGUUACAGCCUUUUUGACUACCAGAGCAAUUACAGGAACUGGUUAUUCCUUUACCCGGAUCAGCAUCCUGUUAAUUUGCGUUACGUUGACACAGGAAAAGCUGCCGACCCUAAUCAGCAAAGCACGGUUCAGCAGACAGCUGCCGGUGCCCAGGAUGCUCCUGUUGCAUCCACUCCUGCUGGACAAGCUGGUGUUGCUGCCCCUGCCAAUGGAGGUGCAUCUGUGACUUCUCCUGAUGCAGGCGUCACCCCUGCAGCUGCCUCUACUACAGCUUCUGCAGCUGCACCCGCGACUGUUCCUGCUACUGAUACAUCUGCAGCUGCUCCAGCUGCCAUAGCUGCUGCACCCACGACAGCUCAGUCAGCAUCUGCAGCUGCUGCUCCUGCUGCAGGUGCAAUACCAGGUGUUGCUCCUGCAUCGACUCAAACUCCUGCUGCAUCUAACCCAGCGAUGCCACAAGUAGGACAGGCUGCGGCGACUGUUCAGCAGCCUGCGGCACCAAUUGUUGCCCAGAAACCUGUCGCCGCACAGCAGCCCGCUGCAAAUGAGACCAUCCAAGUAAUUAAUCAGACAGUUUCACUUGCAUCUAAUACAACAGGCUUUGUACCAUCUGUGGCAAACGCGAGCCAACCGAACCAGACCAUCAUGGCUGGAGCAUUCACUGCAGGAAAUAUGACCUCUAACGAGACUGUUGCCACAGGUAACAUCACCACAUUAAAUCAGUCUCAACCAUGGGUAGAGCCACUAUCACAGAAUUCAACACUGUCACAAAACACGUCACUGUCAGGGAAUUCUUCAUUAACAAAAAAUUUGACACGAUCAUCAGCACUCGGACAAAAUCAAACUAGUCCACUGAAUACAACAUCACAAAACGCACCGGCCACAUCUGCGCUUCUGAAAGACAAAGCAUCCAUAGAUGAAUCACAUGAAUCGCUAAAUACUUCACCAUUGUCGCCAUUCCACUUAUCAGAAGAAGAGGUAACUUCACAACACGAACUUCAUGUUGUCAACUCGGAUAGGUCGAGUAAAAUGCAAGGAAAUUUUAGACCUAACGCUGCAAGUGUAACCUUUUCUGGUCCAGGUACCUUAGAUCUGACGUCUACUGGACAGUCCUUUACUCAGGAUGUCACUGUAGACCCACAACAGGCGGACUCUGAGAAUGCUGCUGAUUACCCAUGGACGUGCUGCAAGAAACAGCCGAGACCAGAAGGUUGCAAAAAGUGCCCUGACAUGCCAAAGGCUCCACCAUUGACCCACAUAUUCGGCGUUUACUGCAAUGACUUGUACAAGGACUGCGCUUAUGGAUACUCCAACUGUAACGAUACCUGGUGGCAGAUUAAUUGUCCUAAGAGAUGCAACCUUUGCAAAACCGAGGAUGCGCAAAGCCGCACCGAGGCCACGCAGACCAAGGAGAUUUAUCCAUCUGAAGUGAACGAUCUGAAGGAGAACGCCACCCUAGAAUCGGAUCUCGUUGCACCCGCCCCAGGAGCCAAGCCUCUUGUGGCCAAAUAUACUCUCAGAGUGAAGCCCAAGUUAUUGAACGGUGUGCCACAGACACAAGAGAUCCGCAUCAUGCCUCCAAACAAGGCUGGGGUCAAAGGAUACGUAAAACCACUUAUGGUACUGAAACAAAAUAUUACUAAGCCUAUGAUUGAGAAUAUUGAGAUCGACAUCCCACCAAAAGGUGCAAAAUUUAGCUCCAAGCCAAGCGUAGAGGUCAUUGAAGGAGAUCAUACAGAGAUGCUACAAGUAAGCAAGGGACAGGCUAUUGUGGAGGAUCCCGUGCAGAAGUCACAGACGGAGCCUGAAGAGUCCAAGCCCGAAAAAGAGGCAAAUGAUAUAACUGCAAGCAACCAGACCGAAUCCACCCCAGUUACACAAGAAAAUGUAAACCACACCAUCCAAGAUCAAACAAACACACAGACUCAGUCUCCAUUUGACCAUCAAGCGGCAACAUUGGCUGACCAGACUAACCAGGCCCAAGCCACCACAACAGCCCAGGCCACCGCUGCAGUUCCUGAAGCUGCCACUGCUAGCGCAUCAACCCAAGCCGAUGCCAUUACCACUGCAACCACCCAACCGGAUGCAUCGGCCACUCAAGCGGCUGCUUAUACCAACACCCAAACUUGUACUGAUGACGGCAGAUGUGCACCCUACACCGCUGACCGUUGUGCAGAUCCAUGGUUGAGGGAAAACUGCAAGAGCAUGUGCAAUCUAUGUUAAAUACUACAAGGUUUGGAAGUGACUGGAUCUUUUUUCAGUCGUGUGAACACCGGAAGCAGCUGUAGAUAAGAAACUCUUAGGGCACCAAGUCGGCUGAUUGCUUCUUUACAUUUUAUUACUUUGCCGUGGGGUUUUUAUCCUUGACUUAGCAGUAGAUUAGAGUUGACCUAGCUUUUCCAUUAGCAUAACUAACUUUGAUUUCUUCUCUGCACGAGGCUACUUGUAAUCUGCAGUUUGCCGUUCUCAGUUCAACUUGGGAAAAUCGAGUUAUCACUGUUACUUUAAAAUCGCCUUGGUACGGUGUUAUAUAUUUAGUUACUAGAAUACUAAAAUCCCAAUUUUUUCCGAAGAAGUGUAUCCGUGGUGUGAGGUCAUCGUGAAUCAAACAUAUAGCUAUUCUAUGAGUGCGAAUGUCAUAUUUUUUGGAUUGCUAAAUUCUAUUUCGCUUGUGAAGUGCAUGUUUAUUCUUUAAAUAAAAAUCGUCAUAAAUAAACUUUCAUGUGUUCUGA